AUGGACGCUGCUCUCGAUGUUCUCCUCCAUCUUGCCGAAACCGAUGUCAACAAUAUGGCAGUAUACGACGUUUUCAUCAAAGGCAUUCUCGAUUACUUGGACAACCUAUCGCUAUCGCAAAUCAGGACGCUUUUUAAUAUCUUCAGCUUGCUUGCAUUAACGUCAUCAGAUAAAGACAAUGACGGCAGCCAUUCCAGUCUUUGGUCCGAGAUUCAGAUUGUGAUUCGCAAGCAGCUGUCAAAUCCACGUGAAAAGUACAAAAAGAUUGGCGUGGUGGGGUGCCUAGCCGUUAUCAAGGUUCUUGGAUCGGAUGCCCUUUGCAAUGCCAGCUCAGCUGCAGAAUCAAGUACUCAAAGCAGGCUAUCCAUUGAGCAACCCAAUCGACAUCCUUUGUUACGUCAAUCCAUUGAAAUGCUCCAAAUGAUCAUGCGUAAUUGUGCCGAAUACCCGGUUUGUCUGGCACUCAUGUAUGAUGAACUUGCAUAUAUGGUCGAAUACGAUGAUUUGGACAAGCGAUUGCAGUUAUGGAUCAAGGAGAAUUUUACAACUUGCUUCACCGAAGAUUACGUUGUGGACGCUGACUCAGGGGAACAAGUGAUCAAGGACAAGAGCAAACGAUCGGACCUAUGCCUCAAACCGCAAAAUCAAAUCAACUUGAAUGGCGAGGAUGAGGAUGAGGAAGGUUCUAUUCUUAUUGGCCUUUAUCCAAUCGUGUGCUCUUCAGAUGAACGGCAAAAACGGAGGCUGAUGCUCACGCUAUGUCCCAUCUUCAACUUGAUACAAACCUACGAGAGAGUGAACAACAACAAUGAUUUGAGCGAGAUCGAUGCGUUACUAGGAUGCGGUGUUAUCUUAUUCAAAUGGGAUGAAGAUGAUGUACAGGAGUUGAUCCAAGAUUUGCCGCCCGAUGAGAUGCAAAAUGCGUGCGACAUGCUGUUUUACACAAUCAAUUGGCUACGAGAGCUAUUGAACGCCUUUUGCCGGAGCGAGGAUGAAGAUGACCACAGCAAGCUGAUUAUGCGCAUCAAGAAUGUCUUGUCAUUUGAAGCCUUGCUGGAAGAAUUCAUCAAAGCGAUGGGCACUUACACGCCUUUGGAGUUCCAUUCAAUGUCCAAUAUGGAAGGAAAAGAUAGCAUGCGAUCAUUGCACAGCAUUAGCUCGUCUAGCACGCCUCGUUCUCCAGUACCUGAUGCAUCCGAUGUUGAUUCAAAACCAGCUUUGAAGAAGACAAGCACGAAUACCCCAUCUUUUGACUCUGUCAACUCUUUGAGACCUUUCAUGCGAGCUCUUAAUGUGGACGUGAUUGCUAUCCUCGAGCAGAAUGACAAUGAUCAGGAAAAUCUCGAGUACGACGAGGUCAAUUACAUCCUCAAGGAUCUGUACAACAAGCUUGAAAAGAAAAUUGUGCCAGCGCCUACCAAUCCAUUCGGCAAAAAGAAGGCCACCGAUGAUAAGCAACGCUACCAGAAUCAAGCAUCAUAUUUGCUCAGGCUCAAUUCACAUGAUCUGUUGAAGCAAGUCGUCGUACACCUUCCAACCAUCCUACAACGACUCGAGAACUUGUAUGAAGAUAUUCAAUUACAGGAUACUCAAUCGGGGAGAUUCAAUUCUGGUGCUGAGCCUAUUGUCCAAUGUGCAGCGAAUAUCUUCAAUAUCAUCUACAAGCUAUUUUCUUGGCCUGACAUUGGUAACCCUGAAAAUCAAAACAUCUUGGAGGCCGUUUUUGGCGCACUCGCCGAUCGACUUGCUGUUGAGAACACACAAUCACAAUCCUUCACGACAAAGGCACAAGAAGCUUUCAAGUACCUUGCACGCUUUUCGGAUAAUAUGCCAGAGGCAACUACGGCAGUGAUACUCUUCAAAACACUCAUGCGCAUCAAGGAGCUUUCUGGAGCUGGUGAUGCAUUAAGAUCGAAUGCACACGGCGUUGUCACAGGCAUUUUGAAGGAAGAUUGGUUUGAUUGGCGUAAUAUCAAGAAAGAGAUCCCGUACCUAUUGGAACAGGCCAUUGAAUUGGAUCAGGACCCAUUGUCUACGUUGCACGAUUAUGUGAACAAUGUAUUGGAAUCCUUUGAGGAGAACGGAAGCCUUGAAGAGCAUCCAUUGCUUCGAACAGACACCGUGCUUUCUUAUUAUCAGGCCAUGAUCAACCAAACUGUCAAAGCAUUGCACCUUCUUCAAGAAACGGAUCAGGAUGCAUCGGUGAUACUUGUCCAAAAUUCGCAGAUUGUCAAAAUCUUUGGCCACAUCACAAGCUAUACCAAGACAAAGGAUCAGCGAGCUCUUUUUGGAAUGAUACUCAAGACAGGUCGCUCGUUUGUCGAUCAAUUUGCCAAGCACUCGAUUCCUUUCUUUACCAAUGUAUUCCGAUUCCACAAGAAUGAGAUUGUUGAUAUCCUCAAAGACUUCCAAAAGAGCACACGUGCGCUGCAGAUUAUUUGUUCACAUGUCAAGGUGAUCAAGGAUGUACAACUAUCGACGUAUGUGCCGCCGUUGAAGAGGUCACUGGAGAUCGUUAUCUUCCAAGUCAAGAUGCUAUUGACAGAGAAUAAUGCGCCAUCCGACGCCUUUUUCAUGGGUUCAUUGAAGCACAGAGAUCUUCGAGGCGAGGAAGUACAAUCACAGCUUCCUCGAGAAGAAUCGGAUGAUGAAGGGGAUGAAUUGAAUAGCGAUCGGAUGAACAGCGAUGACAUGGACACUGACAAUGAAGAUGAGGACAAUGAAGAAGGUCAUUCGGUGACUUCACAUCGACCAUCUCAGGCACCAAAAGUGAUACCACCAACGAACAAUGAAUCAAACAACAAUGAAGUUACCAUGGAGAUCGAUUUCGAUAGCGAAACGGAUGAUGAGAAAAACGAUGUGGAACCAAAUCCUCCUGUGAUUUCAAUAUGUGACGAUGAUGACGACGACGAUGACGAUGAUGAUGAUGACGAUGAUGUGAAGAUGAUUGAGCAGCAAGAUGAAGGAUCAAAAGAAGAAUCUGCCGAAGGGAAACCACCUCGCAAGAAACAGCGGCUUGGUUUAGGGCGCCCUUCUUUUCCCCAGGGUAAAGUUUUUUCAUUGACUCGAGACGAAUAA
Lichtheimia ornata is the source of this 3078-nucleotide messenger RNA. RefSeq lists its product as uncharacterized. Lineage: Eukaryota; Fungi; Mucoromycota; Mucoromycetes; Mucorales; Lichtheimiaceae. The transcript is spliced from 17 exons. The record is from RefSeq and is a predicted model, not a curated record. Gene Ontology annotation, cellular component: nucleus; condensed chromosome. Gene Ontology annotation, molecular function: DNA polymerase binding. Gene Ontology annotation, biological process: double-strand break repair involved in meiotic recombination; homologous chromosome pairing at meiosis; interstrand cross-link repair. The coding region runs from base 1 to 3078 and encodes 1025 amino acids.